Galdieria sulphuraria is the source of this 1043-nucleotide messenger RNA. RefSeq lists its product as uncharacterized. NCBI's taxonomy places the organism in Eukaryota, Rhodophyta, Bangiophyceae, Galdieriales, Galdieriaceae. The record is from RefSeq and is a predicted model, not a curated record. Gene Ontology annotation, biological process: ribosome biogenesis; box H/ACA snoRNP assembly; pseudouridine synthesis. Bases 67 to 972 code for a protein of 301 amino acids. Gene Ontology annotation, molecular function: RNA binding. The transcript is spliced from 3 exons. Gene Ontology annotation, cellular component: sno(s)RNA-containing ribonucleoprotein complex.
UAGGAAUUCUUCCUUUAGUGGGGACGAUAACUCGCUGUGUCUGCAACAGACUGUUGCUUUCAGUCGAUGUCGGAAGAAACAGAGUCAACUCCUGCUAAUCAAGCCGAAGCUAUAGUAAUUGACAAUUUUGAAGAUGCCAAGUCGUUAAGCAGCAGUUCGGACUCUUCCCUUAGCGAACUCGAAAACAUAUUACAGGGAACUAAAGUGUUCUCGCAUUUCAGUCUUUUGGAGGAUAACGAGGAAUUGAACGAGGCUCUACCCAAAACAAAAAACGAGUUGCUUCCCGAAGAACUUCCUUUUGUAGAAGAAACUUUUCCUCUUAUAACUCCUGACUUUGAGAUACGACGUGUCGGUCGUCUUAGUACGUUUGUGGAGUCUUUUUUAGUAAUUGAGUCUUUUGAAGCAGAACCUGUACUCGACAUUGGAUCCUUAAUUGUGUUUGAGGAUAGAAAUCCAGUGGGACGAGUUUUUGAUGUAUUUGGACCGGUUAAGCAACCUUGUUACAGCAUUCUUGUGCGAACAGACAGUGAGAAGUUAAAAGAAUGCGUAGGGAAGUCUGUAUUUUUCGUUGUAGAAUAUUCACGUUUUGUGGAUACAAAUAGUGCGUAUAUGAAAGGCUCAGAUGCUUCCUGGUACAAUGACGAAGAAAUUCCCAUCGAGCUUCAAGAUUUUUCUGACGACGAAAGCGAGAGAAAGUCUUCGAAAGCUAGAAAAGGCCGAGUGGGUGAUAAGGAUGCUUCUAAGAGGCAUACAAAGACGUCUAGAAACUUGGAGACGAACAGUGAAACAAGUCAAGGUUCAACGGAAGAACAAUAUGACUGGAGUUUAGCAACGAAACCAGAAAACGCGAAAGGAACCGAAACUCUUCAGAAAAAUUCACAUUUUCCAACCAGAACGUUACCUUCUCUAGUAUCUUUACAAAUCUCGAAAAGUCCUUCGAGUAUUCCAGGUUUAACCAGAAAGUCGAGUUGAGAAAUGGUCUCUUCUCUACUUCACGUUUACAAGUUUAGAGGAGAAACUAGCAUACAACAAGGUUUACGUUA